Molecule: messenger RNA, 1968 nt
Organism: Macrosiphum euphorbiae (potato aphid)
Lineage: Eukaryota; Metazoa; Arthropoda; Insecta; Hemiptera; Aphididae
Source: the annotation of a GenBank genome assembly
AUGCAGAAUAACGACGGUAAUGAUGCGAGUAAUAAUAAUCCUCCAAUUUUGAGAAAUGAGCCGAUUAACCAGGAACAGCAACGACCCGACAAAACACGUGAUCCGAACGGCGAGGUAGCCGCCAACAACAGCACCGAAAAUACUACUUGUAACACCACUGCGUAUUUGAAAUAUUUCAGCGUGGUCAAACCCGCCGAAUUAUCUGUGUUUUCCGAUCGCAAAAUGUACGAUGAAUCAAAAAGGACCGUGUCCACAAAAUCGCCUUUGAGUUCAAACCCUGUUUCGGGAACGCUAGACGCCAAAAACGGAAAAAACUUUUACGCAGGCAACACGUAUAAGAACAAUAAAAAAUCUGGACAAUAUCAUUCAUAUCGUCAACAGCCGUGGAACAACAAGAAGUACCCAAACAAAUAUCGAAAGAACAAAAACAAUUAUUCGGCGAGUUGUAACCGCGGAUUCAAUGAAUUUAUUUCAGCGAACAAUGUCCACGACACACGCAUUGGAAAUGACCGGCCGGCUUCUACAUAUGACUCUGCUUGUAUAGAGCCGACUUUAAAUCAAAAUGCUUUGACCAAUAAAAUUUUCCUGGACAAUCAUGAAAAUUCUGAAUAUGAUUCAGAAUGUGAAUCUGACCCUGGCGAUUUAGAGAAAAUGAGUAUGAUGACAGCUGCAGAUUUUAAUGAUGAUCGUUAUGCUCGCUAUGGGAUACACGAGUCAGAAAUCAAAGACUAUGUGCGCACUAUUACUUACAAAAACUGUAUAGAAUAUUGUUCAAAUGGAUAUAUUAAGGAUAAAGUGGUUUUAGUUAUCCGCUGUGGUAUUGGCUUAUUACCAUUGUUAUGUGCUAGGGAUGGAAAAGCCAAAAAAGUAAUUGCUUUAGAACAGUCAGCUUGUAUUGAAUAUGCUCGUCGCAUAAUCACAGACAAUCGGUAUAGUACUGUGAUCACUUUAGUUCAAAGCAAUGUUCAUGACUUAAAACAGUUGCCACACAAACUCAAGAAGGUAGAUGUUAUAUUAUCGGAUUGUUUGGGAGACUGUGUUUUAAGUCAAGGUGAUCAAAUGGAACAGGUUAUUGAAGCUAGAGAUCGUUUUCUUGUUUCAAAUGGCUUAAUGAUUCCUAUGUGCGUUACUCUAUAUGGUCAGUUAUUAGAACAAAGACGAGUUUUUGGAAAUUGUCGUAUACGUAAAAGUACUAAAAAAAGGACAUAUAAAAAAUGUGACAAUUGCCUGAAUUCAAACGAGUCUGGGAAAUCUGAAACACUGUCUAGUGAUACUGACAGCUCAUCAGAUUCAACAUUGUGUUCAUGGUGGAGUAAUGUUUAUGGAUUUGAUAUGAGAUCAAAUACAGAAAUUGUAGUUGGUGGUAAUUCUGAAAGUGUUGACUGUCCUGACUCAGCCAAAGAUAAGUGGUUCAUGAUGGAUGAACCACUAGUUACAUUUUUUGAUCCGUGCAAGGUAGUGUCAAAUGCUUGCUUAAUAAAAAAGUUUGAUAUGAAUAAGUGUACUAUUGAUGAAGUUCGCCAUGUGCAUAGUAAAGACUUAGUUUUAGAGUGUACUACACCUUAUACGAGUGCCAAUGGAGGAGACUAUGCACAUAUGUUAGAGCUGUUUAUGGUAGUUGAUUUUCCUAAUGGUCAAAAAACUUUUGAUGAUGAACUACAAAUAGGAUUUUCCACAUCAUCUUUUUCACCAUAUACUAGAUUUAGACAGACUGGUUUAUUGUUAAGGGACCAGUUGCUUGUAGAACAAGGUGACAAGUUUAAAAUUAAUGAGUUCCGUAUGUGGCGUGGUCCUCAACAAAGUCAAAAAACUAUGUUAGUUGGAGAAGAUACUAUCACUAAAAGUACUUGUACUAGAUUUGGACCAGAGGAAAAUUUAAAGCUAAGGUUAAGGUAUACAUUUAUCAACAAUAAAACCAAGGCAAUUAACAGACGUUGUGCUUACACAUUAGUCAAGCAAUUAUUUUAA